This is a messenger RNA of Lagenorhynchus albirostris (white-beaked dolphin), 5925 nucleotides long. It is a transcript of the gene PLXNB3, whose product is annotated as plexin B3. The coding region runs from base 1 to 5799 and encodes 1932 amino acids. Gene Ontology annotation, cellular component: semaphorin receptor complex. Gene Ontology annotation, biological process: negative regulation of cell adhesion; negative regulation of cell migration; regulation of GTPase activity. Gene Ontology annotation, molecular function: protein binding; semaphorin receptor activity. Lineage: Eukaryota; Metazoa; Chordata; Mammalia; Artiodactyla; Delphinidae. The transcript has 35 exons. The record is from RefSeq and is a predicted model, not a curated record.
AUGCCCCCCACAGCCAUCCUGUGCCCGUCACCACUGCCCCGGGAGACGCCUCUGCUGCUGCUCUUCGCUGCGGGCCCUGCGAUGGCGCCCCGGCCUCCACUGGGCGCCUGCCUGCUGCUCGUGCUGCCGCUGCUGUGCCCACCGCUCACCCUGACGUGGGCACACCGCUUCCCAGCGCCCAAUACCACCCUCAACCGCUUGGCGCUGGCCCCAGGCCGGGGCGCGCUCUACGUGGGCGCGGUGAACCGCCUUUUCCAGCUCAGCCCCGCGCUGCGGCUCGAGUCGGUGGCCGUCACAGGCCCGGUCCUCGACAGCCCCGACUGCGUGCCCUUCCGGGAGCCGGCCGAGUGCCCGCAGGCCCGGCUCACCGACAACGCCAACCAACUGCUGCUGGUGAGCGGCCGGGCCCGGGAGCUGGUGGCCUGCGGGCAGGUGCGGCAGGGAGUGUGUGAGAAGCGGCGCCUCGAGGAUGUGGCGCAGCUGCUGUACCGGGCCGAGGACCCCGGCGACGGGCAGUUCGUGGCUGCCAACGCCGUGGGCGUGGCUACGGUGGGCCUGGUGGUGCCCGGGCCAGGCCAGGACCUCCUGCUGGUGGCCAGGGGCCUGGCGGGCAAGCUGUCGGGCGGGGUGCCACCCCUGACCGUGCGCCAGCUGGCUGGGCCACAGCCCUUCUCCAGCGAGGGCCUGGGCCGCUUGGUGGUGGGCGACCUCUCCGACUACAACAACAGCUACGUGGCGGCCCUCGCUGACGCUCGCUCGGCCUACUUCGUCUUCCGCCGCCGUGGGGCCCGGGCACAGGCCGAGUACCGCUCCUACGUGGCUCGGGUCUGCCUGGGGGAUGCCAACCUCUACUCCUACGUGGAGGUGCCCCUCACCUGCCGGGGCCACGGCCUCAUCCAGGCCGCCUCCCUCGCCCCAGGCGCCUUACUGGGAGCGUUUGCUGCCGGCCCGAGGGGGGCGCAGGCGGCCCUGUGCGCCUUUCCCCUGGCCGACCUGGACGCGACCAUGGAGCGGGCCCGGCGCCUUUGCUACACCACGGGCGGCCGGGGCCCCGGCGGCACGGAGGAAGCCACCGUGGAGUACGGCGUCACAUCGCGCUGCGUCACCCUGCCGCCCGACUCCCCCGAGUCAUACCCCUGUGGCGACGAACACACCCCGAGCCCCAUUGCGGGCCGCCAGCCCCUGGAGGCGGGGCCUCUGCUGCAGCUCAGAAACUCCAUCAGCGCAGUCGCAGCCCUCCAGGCAGACGGACACACGAUAGCGUUCCUGGGGGACGUCCAGGGCCAGCUGCAUAAAGUCUUCGUCAAUGGCACCCGAGGCCAGGUGUACCACUCACAACAAGUGGGGCCCCCGGGCUCGGCCAUCAGCCCCGACCUGCUGGUGGACAGCAGCGGCAGCCACCUCUACGUGCUGACUUCCCAGCAGGUGGACCGCUUACCCGUGGCAGCCUGCCCCCAGUUCCCCGACUGCAGCAGCUGCCUCCAGGCCCGGGACCCCCUGUGCGGCUGGUGCGUCCUGCAGGGCAGGUGUACCCGCAAGGGCCAAUGCGGGCGGGCAGCCCAGCCCAACCAGUGGCUAUGGAGCUACGAGGACGGCCGCUGCCUGCACAUCCAGAGCCUGCUGCCGGCCCACCAUCCCCGCCAGGAGCAGGGCCAGGUCACCUUGUCUGUGCCCCGGCUGCCCACCCUCACCGUGGACGAAUACUUCCACUGUGCCUUUGGGAACUAUGACAGCUUGGCUCACGUGGAAGGGACCCACGUGGCCUGCGUCACCCCUCCCCAAGACCAGCUGCCGCAUAAUCCUCCAGGCACAGAGCACAUCACCUUGCCCCUGGCCCUGAUGUUCGAGGACGUGGUCGUGGCUACCGCCAACUUCUCCUUCUACGACUGCGGUGCCGUGCAGGCCUUGGACGCGGCUGCCCCGUGCAGUGCUUGUGUGGGCAGCCGCUGGAGGUGCCACUGGUGCCCCCAGAGCAGCCGCUGUGUGUACGGGGAACGCUGCCCGGAGGGCGAGAGGACCAUCUACAGUGCCCAACAGGUGGACAUCCAGGUGCGGGGCCCAGGGGCUUGUCCCCGGGUCGAGGGCCUGGUAGGCCCCCUCCUGGUGCCUGUGGGCUGGGAGAGCCGUUUGGCCCUGCGCGUGCGGAACCUUCAGCAUUUCCGGGGCCUGCCUGCCUCCUACCACUGCUGGCUGGAGCUGCCCGGAGAACUGCAGAGGCUGCCAGCCUCCCUGGAGGAGGUGGCCGGGGACGCCGGCCUCAUCCACUGCCAGGCCCAGCAGUUCCAGCCCUCCAUGGCCCAGCGGGAGCUCCCGGUGCCCAUCUACGUCACCCGGGGCGAGGGCCAGAGGCUGGACAAUGCCCGCACUCUUCAUGUGACCCUGUACGACUGCGCGGUGGGCCACCCCGACUGCAGCCACUGCCAGGCGGCCAGCGGGAGCCUGGGCUGCCUGUGGUGCAGCCACGACCGGCCCACCUGCCGCUACGGGCCGCUGUGCCCGCCGGGGGCCGUGGAGCUGCUGUGUCCCGCACCCAGCAUCAACGCGAUUGAGCCCCUGACCGGCCCCCCUGAGGGCGGCUUGGCCCUCACCAUCCUGGGCUCCAACCUGGGCCGGGACUUUGCCGACGUGCAGGACGCCGUGAGCGUGGCUGGCCGGCCCUGCAGCCCUGACCCCUCUCUCUACCGCAUCUCUGCCCGAAUUGUGUGUGUGACAUCUCCUGCCCCCAACGGCACCGUGGGCCCAAUCCAAGUGGCCGUUAAGAGUCGGCCACCGGGCAUCUCAACCCAGCACUUCACCUACCAGGACCCCGUCCUGCUGAGCCUGAGUCCCCAGUGGGGCCCCCAGGCAGGGGGCACCCAGCUCACCAUCCAUGGGCAGCACCUGCAGACGGGAGGCAACAUCAGUGCCUUUGUGGGCAGCCAGCCCUGUCGUAUAAGGGAGCCAGUGUGUCCUGAGGCCAUCGUGUGCCACACCACGCCCCAGGCCAGCCCAGGAGAAGCUGUGGUUCGAGUGGUCUUCGGCCGUGCCCAGCGCACGCUGCUCGCCAGCCCCUUCCACUACACCGCCGACCCCCAGCUCGUGGCGGCGGAGCCCAGCGUCAGCUUCCGGGGGGGCGGGCGGCUGAUCCGAGUCAGGGGCACGGGCCUGGACGUGGUAGAGCGGCCCCUGCUGUCCGUGUGGCUGGAGGCCGCGGAGGAGACGGCUGUGGCGGUGCAGCCCCGGGACCCGACCCCCAGGGGGAGCUGUCGGGCCCCCGCCGCAGCGCCCCAGGCUUGCACCCAGCUUGAGGGGGGCCUGCUGCAGUGCUCCACCGUCUGCUCCAUCAACUCGUCCAGCCUCCUCCUGUGCCGGAGCCCUGCAGUGCCGGACGGGGCCAGCCCUCGGCGCGUCUUCUUCGCCCUGGACAACGUGCAUGUGGACUUCGCCCGCGCCAGUGGGGGCCAGGACUUCCUGUACCAGCCCAACCCCCGCCUGGCCCCGCUCAGCCGCGCCCGCCCCUACCGCCUCAAGCCAGGCCACAUCCUGGACGUGGAGGGUGAGGGUCUCAACCUGGGCAUCAGCAAGGAGGAGGUGCGCGUGCACAUCGGCGACGGCGAGUGCCUGGUGAAGACUCUCACGCUCACCCACCUGUACUGCGAGCCGCCCGCGCGGGCCCCGCAGCCCACCAACGGCUCCAGACCCCUGCCGCAGUUCGUGGUGCAGAUGGGCAACGUGCGGCUGCCACUGGGCCCCGUCCAGUACGAGGCUGAGCCCGCGCUCUCUGCCUUCCCCGUGGAGGCCCAGGCGGGCCUGGGCCUGGGCGUGGCCGUGCCGAUCGCCGCCGUGCUCCUCCUGACCCUCGUGUACAGGCACAAGAGCAAGCAGGCCCUGCGGGACUACCAGAAGGUUCUGGUGCAGCUGGAGAACCUGGAGAUCGGCGUAGGCGACCAGUGCCGAAAGGAGUUCACAGACCUGAUGACGGAGAUGACUGACCUCAGCAGCGACCUGGAGGCCAGCGGGAUCCCCUUCCUGGACUACCGCACAUACGCCGAGCGCGUCUUCUUCCCCGGGCGCGGCAGCUGCCCGCUGCAGCCUGCCCUCGAGGGGCCCGGGGAAGAGGGCCGCCGCGCGCCGGUGCGCCAGGGCCUCAUGCAGCUCUCCAACCUGCUCAACAGCAAGCCCUUCCUCCUUACGCUCAUCCACACCCUGGAGGAGCAGCCCAGCUUCUCCCAGCGGGACCGCUGCCUCGUGGCCUCGCUGCUGUCCCUGGCGCUGCACGGCAAGCUCGAGUACCUGACCGACAUCGUGAGGACGCUGCUCGGAGACCUGGCUGCCCAUUACGUGCAGAAGAACCCCAAGCUCAUGCUACGCAGGACGGAGACUAUGGUGGAGAAGCUGCUCACCAACUGGGUGUCCAUCUGUCUCUACACCUUCCUGAGGGAGGUAGCGGGUGAGCCGCUCUACGUGCUCCUGCGGGCCAUCCAGUACCAGGUGGACAAGGGCCCUGUGGACGCCGUGACAGGCAAGGCAAAACGGACCCUGAACGACAGCCGCCUGCUGCGGGAGGACGUGGAAUUCCGAACCCUGACGCUGACGGUGCUGGCUGGCCCGGGGGUUGGUGGGGCUGCGGCGGGCAGCAUGGCGCAGCGCGUGCCUGCCCGGGUGCUCGACACGGACACAAUCACCCAGGUCAAGGAGAAGGUGCUGGACCAAGUCUACAAGGGCACCCCCUUCUCCCAGAGGCCCUCAGUGCACGCCCUAGACCUCGAGUGGCGCUCAGGCCUGGCUGGUCACCUAACCCUGUCGGACGAGGACCUGACCUCAGUGACACAGAACCGCUGGAAGAGACUCAACACCCUGCAGCACUACAAGGUCCCGGAUGGAGCCACGGUGAGGCUCAUUCCCCAGCUGCACAACGGAGGCGCCGUCUCCCAGAGCCCGGCCCCGAGCUGCCCCUCUGGGCAGAGUGAGUCCCGUGGCCCAGGCGCACCAACCUGCCCCCGAGUUCGAGACGUCCCCGCGCUGGAGGACGGUGAGGACGGCGGGGUCCGCCUCUGGCACCUGGUGAAAGUCGCCGAUGAGCCAGAAGCAGCGAAGGCGCGGCGCAGCAGCCUGAGGGAGCCGGAGCGGGAGCGGACGCGGGCCAAGGCCAUUCCGGAGAUCUACCUCACCCGCCUGCUGUCCAUGAAGGGCACACUGCAGAAGUUUGUGGACGACGCCUUCCAGGCCAUCCUCAGCGUGAACCGGCCUGUGCCCAUCGCUGUCAAGUACCUGUUUGACUUCCUGGACGAGCUGGCCGAGAAGCACGGCAUUGAGGACCUGGAGACCUUACACAUCUGGAAGACUAACAGCCUGCUCUUGAGGUUCUGGGUGAACACCCUGAAGAACCCACAGCUCAUCUUUGACGUGCGGGUGUCGGACAACGUGGACGCCGUCCUCACCGUCAUUGCCCAGACCUUCAUGGACUCCUGCACCAUCUCGGAGCAUAAAGUGGGCCGGGAUUCCCCCGUGAACAAACUGCUCUACGCCCGGGAGAUCCCUCGCUACAAGCAGAUGGUGGAGAGGUACUACUCCGACAUUCGCCAGAGCUCUCCGGCGAGCUACCAGGAGAUGAACUCGGCCCUGGCCGAGCUCUCGGGGAAUUACACCUCCGCUCCCCACUGUCUGGAAGCUCUGCAAGAACUCUACACCCACAUCCACAGGUACUACGACCAGAUCAUCAGUGCCCUGGAGGAGGACCCUGUGGGCCAGAAGAUGCAACUGGCCUGCCGCCUGCAGCAGGUUGCCGCCCUGGUGGAGAACAAGGUGACUGACCUGUGAGCUGGGCAGCAGCAGGGUCUGCCAGUUCAAUGCCCUGGACGGAGCCUGGACGGAGCCGGUGACACAGGAGUGGCUGGCAGAGAGCGGGAGCGGCUCCCUGCUGCCUACCCGCCCCCCCCCCGCCCC